GAGGUUGUUGAAGGUAAGGUAGCAGAGGUUUGGUUUAAGUUUGGUUCAGAAAUAGGAUUUUCAGUAUUUUGGUUAAUAUUAGGAAGUUCUUGGUUUGUAUUGGAGUCAGACAUAAUUAUGUUAUUAUUAUCAAUUGUUGAGGAAUUUGAUAGAAUUUGGUUUGUUUCUUCUGGUUCGGUUGUAUCAGAUGCUUUAACUGUAUUUUUAGUAAUAGUUGG
Cetraspora pellucida is the source of this 218-nucleotide messenger RNA. NCBI's taxonomy places the organism in Eukaryota, Fungi, Glomeromycota, Glomeromycetes, Diversisporales, Gigasporaceae. The record is from the annotation of a GenBank genome assembly.